AUCUGAGAGAGAUUUAGGAGCUUUGAUGAUGGCGAAUCAACAUUUCUUCAAGCCUCUUCUUCCUGGCUUUCAAAGCCAUUUGACAAUUCCUGUGGCUUUCUUCUUGAAGAAUAUUGAAGGAAGAAAUGAGCAGAAGAAGACGGCAGAGUUAAGAUCAGACGCAUCCAAAAUAACCUGGAAAGUGAAAAUAGAUGGGCAGAGACUCACAAACGGUUGGAAAGAGUUUGCUCUCGCACAUGAUCUUCGCAUCGGCGACAUCGUUGUCUUCAAACAAGAGAGAGACAUGAGUUUUCACGUGACAAUGUUGGGACCUAGUUGUUGUCAGAUUCAAUAUGUGUCUUCUUUAGACAACCAGAACAACCUCGGGGAGAUUCAAAGGAAAAAGAAAAAAGCAGAGUCUUCACUAGAUCAAUCUUGUUUCGUGGCUAAUGUCACGGUUUCAAAUCUACGCUAUGACUCACUGAAUCUUCCAAUGAGUUUUGUGAGAGCAAAUGGUCUAAACACAAGAUGUGGAGAGAGGAUUCUGAUUAAUGAAAAGGGCAGAUCGUGGACUGUAAGUUUGAAACGAAAGAAAUCAUGCGGAACUACUUACAUCAGAGGAGGAUGGAGAAGUUUUUGUCAAGCUAAUGGACUUAGUGCUGGUGAUUUCUUCACAUUCAACUUCCAAAAAGGUGGAACUCUUGGUUUACGUUUAUCCCCUGGAGAGAUAGAAGAAGAAGAUUGCUUAUCAGAAGGUAAUGUAGUGAAGAAUAGAUUGAUAUGGAAAGCUUCUUCUUCAGAAUCUCAAAACCGUUUUGUGACAGUGACCCUUACACCUUACAACAUCAGAGAAUCUAAACUGACGCUUCCAAUACCUUUCACAAAGGUGAAUGGAUUACAAAAGGCAAAAAAGAUGAGUUUCUUGGAUAAACACGGCAUGAAGUGGUCUACCAAUAUGUGUUUUGAGGUGGAACGUAAGAGAAUGAAAUUGGCAGGAAGUUGGAAAGAGUUUUGCAAUGCUAACGAUGUGAAGAUCGGAGAAUCAAUCAUCCUGGAGCUGGUUUGGGGAGCAGACAGAAGCUCUGUUCUUAAGUUUUCUUCCAAGGUGAACCAAGAGACCAACUGAAAAUGUACCUGGGGUCAAAAAAUUACCUAAAUCAAUGUUUUAACUAGUGACAAUGUCCAAUUCUAGAAGUGAAGAAGUCACUGUAUGUUGUUUUUGUUGUGAGGAUAUGUAGACAUUCUGGUGGCUACUUGUAACUUUUUGGAUGCAUACUCUGUCUAAGAUAAGCUUACUUCAUGCUGAUGUCAUCUGGUGACUUCUUUUACCAUAA
Camelina sativa (false flax) is the source of this 1313-nucleotide messenger RNA. RefSeq names its product B3 domain-containing protein REM14. Lineage: Eukaryota; Viridiplantae; Streptophyta; Magnoliopsida; Brassicales; Brassicaceae. The record is from RefSeq and is a predicted model, not a curated record. Gene Ontology annotation, molecular function: DNA binding.